This is a messenger RNA of Zingiber officinale, 642 nucleotides long. RefSeq lists its product as uncharacterized. The transcript has 5 exons. Bases 1 to 642 code for a protein of 213 amino acids. NCBI's taxonomy places the organism in Eukaryota, Viridiplantae, Streptophyta, Magnoliopsida, Zingiberales, Zingiberaceae. The record is from RefSeq and is a predicted model, not a curated record.
AUGGAUAUUCCAUUGGUCUCCUCAGAGGUAUUGGUCAAUGCCUUCGCCCAGGGUCUCACCAAAGGAGAAUUCUUUCAGUCACUCAUCCAGAAGUCAUCGAGAGAUUUCGACCAUCGGCUCAGGAGGGCCACGGAAUACAUAAACGUGGAGGAAUCCCAAGCGGCUAGAAGAAAGGAGGCGCUUGCUGAGCCCACAACAGUGCCCGAGCAUCGACCAUCGAGUAGCUAUCAACCACCCAAGGGACCUCAAUCGUGGGGAGCACAACCACACCAUGAGCUCAGGACGCAUGUCUUACAUGAGAAAACUAAUACUACUCCUGCCGAGAAAGGUAUUGCUUUGAUUGUAGGUACGAGGAGAACGCGGGAAGCAAAAGAAAAGCGCAGAACUGAACUCGAGUCUGAAGAAGAACCAGACUUAGAAGACGACGACGACGACAAGAUCACAGUGGAGCUGGAGAAAGCUCCAUACAUAGCCAAGGUAGCAAAGCUCAAAGCUGAUUACACCAAAACCAUGGUUGCCUACAACAAAGGCCAGUCUGGUGGAGGAGGAGGAAGUCAUGCUGCUGCCGCAGAUGAAGAAGAAGAAGAAGAAGGCGAGGAAUCCGACAAGUCAAAAUCCGAGGAUGAAGAGGAUGAUGAAUAA